AUGAUGCAGGCGCUCUGUGCACGACGAACGGGCCAGCAAUGGUCCUCCAACAAGGCAGUCAUUGCCGCCUUGCGAACUCCCCUUGCCCGCCAGCCUCUUCUCAUCUCCAUUCGACAGCCUCACAAGUCUUCCUGUCUGCAUCAGCGACGAGGCUAUGCCGACCACCGAACUGAUCGACUCGAUCUGCCUGCUCUAGAUCGGAAAUGGCGUGAGAACUGGGCGUCCUCCCAGGAGCCUGCCGCGAGCCACGACAACAAGCCGACCAAGUUCGUCUUGCCCAUGUUCCCCUACCCUUCCGGCACUCUGCACUUGGGCCACCUGCGAGUCUACACCAUCGCCGAUGUCGUGGCGCGUUUCCAUGCCCUCCAGGGGUCCAAGGUCCUGCUGCCAAUGGGCUGGGACGCAUUCGGUCUGCCCGCCGAGAACGCUGCCAUUGAGAGGGGCAUCAACCCCGCCACCUGGACGACAUCCAACAUCGCCAAGAUGAAGGAGCAGCUAGGCAAGAUGCAUGGCAGCUGGGACUGGAGCAAGGAAAUCACCACGUGCGAUCCCGAGUUCUAUAAACACACCCAGAAACUCUUUCUGAUGCUACACGAACGAGGUCUCGCCUACCAGGCCGAGUCCGAAGUCAACUGGGAUCCCGUCGACCUGACUGUGCUGGCGAAUGAACAGGUUGACGCCAAUGGCUGCUCGUGGCGGUCCGGGGCCAAGGUCGAGAAGCGCCAGCUGAAGCAGUGGUUCUUCCGCAUUUCCGAGUUCCGCGACGCUCUCCUCGCCGACCUCGAGGCCCUCGCCAAGGAAGAGGCCUGGCCUGAGAGGGUCCUUGCCAUGCAGAAGAACUGGCUCGGCAAGUCGACAGGCGCCACCGUCAAGUUUCCCGUCAUGGCCAUGGGACAGGACGCCCACGCCGCUAUUGAAGUAUUCACCACGAGGCCGGACACCCUGUUCGGCGUGCAAUACCUGGCUCUGGCAUCGACCCACCCUGUCGUCGCCCAGCUGGCAAAGAGCGACCCCGAGCUGCAGGCUUUCCUCGAUACCCUCCCUGGCCUGCCGCGAGACUCCAAGGUCGGGUACAUGCUGCCCCAGAUUCGGGCCGUCAACCCUCUGGCCUACCACGAAGACACCCCAGACGCGACCAAGGCUUCGCUGCCCAUUUAUGUGGCAUCCUAUGUGCUUGGUGACUACGGCGAGGGUGCCGUCAUGGGUGUUCCGGGUCACGACGUGCGGGAUCAUGCUUUUUGGAAGGAGCACCGCUACGAUGAGCCCGUGCGCUUUGUUCUGGCAGCUUCUGAGGAUGAGUCGACAACAGCCAUGGCCAAUGAGCCCAUUGUGGACCACGGCAUCAUGACGGAGCAUAGUGGCCCGUUCAAAGGCAAAAAGUCCAUCGAUGGAGGCAAGAUGCUCGUCGCCGUUCUCGAAGCCGCCGACCUCGCCAAGCCGAUGGACAAGUGGCGGCUCAGAGACUGGCUCAUCAGUCGGCAGAGGUACUGGGGCACUCCCAUCCCCAUCAUUCACUGCGACUCCUGUGGGCCGGUGCCUGUUCCCGCAGACCAGUUGCCGGUCAAGCUGCCCAACGUGAGCGACCACUGGGCGGGUGGCCAGCCUGGUAACCCCCUCGAGAGGACGCCCGAAUGGUCGGAAACCAGCUGUCCCGAGUGCGGAGGCGCAGCGAAGAGGGACACUGACACCAUGGACACUUUUGUGGAUUCCAGCUGGUACUAUGCCAGGUUUGCCGACCCCCACAACAAGGAGCUUCCGUUCUCUCAGGAGGCCACCAAAAUGCUGCCCGUGGACCUCUACCUCGGCGGCAUCGAACAUGCCAUUCUGCAUCUGCUGUAUGCUCGCUUCAUCUAUAAGUUCAUGGCGUCAACAGAUCUGUUCCCUUCAGGGCCGGAUUCGGAAACGAUCAGUCACGAGCCUUUCAAGAGGCUCAUCACCCAAGGCAUGGUCCAUGGCAAAACGUACAGCGACCCUAAGACGGGCAGAUUCCUCAAACCCGACGAAGUCGACCUCAGCGACGCCUCUAAUCCGAAGGUGGUCGCAACGGGCGCCACGGCCAAUGUCAGUUUCGAGAAGAUGAGCAAGUCGAAGCACAACGGCGUGGACCCCACCGUCUGCAUCGAGACGCACGGGGCCGACGCCACACGCGCCCACAUGCUCUUCCAGGCCCCGGUCAGCGAUGUGCUGAACUGGGACGAGGACAAGAUUGCCGGCGUCACACGCUGGCUGAACAGGCUUUUCGAGCACGUCAAGGGCACGGCAGCCCAGGCGUCAUCAGACGAAACGGCGGUCGCCUACUUCACUGAUGGCUCCAGGCGUCUGGAGUCGAUGACGGAGGCAGAGCUGUCCAAGUGGGACACCGAGGCUGCGCUCUGGCGAGCCGUCCAAAGCACCAUCACGUCCGUGACCGACUCGUACAACAAGGUCUACCCCAUGAACACGAUCGUCUCCGACCUCAUGAGCCUCACCAACACGCUGCUCGAUAGCGAGGCGUCCAGCCCAGUCGUUCGUCGGGAAGCCACGUCGGCGAUUCUGCGCAUGCUGGCGCCCAUCACGCCAGCGUUUGCCGAAGAGUGCUGGAGUCUCCUGCACCCGGGCACGCGAUCCAUGUUCACGUCGGCGGCGUUCCCGACGGCGGACGACACGGCGGCGCUGCUGCAGCCGCGGAAGCAAACGUGCGCCAUUCAAGUCAACGGCAAGGUCCGCGGCGUCGUGCAGAUCCCCAAGCCGCCGGCGGGGCUGGCGGGGGAUACGCUGCGAGACUGGAUGGUUGCCGAGGUGUUCAAGACGGAAGAGGGGCAGACCAAGUUCUCGGGCGGGCCGUGGGAUGUGAGGUCGCCAAAGCGGGUCAUCGUGGCAAGGGGCGCCAAGACGGUCAACUUUGUCGUGUAA
Messenger RNA from Verticillium nonalfalfae, 2892 nucleotides. RefSeq names its product Leucyl-tRNA synthetase, mitochondrial (gene NAM2). Gene Ontology annotation, biological process: mitochondrial translation; leucyl-tRNA aminoacylation. The coding region runs from base 1 to 2892 and encodes 963 amino acids. The transcript has 2 exons. Lineage: Eukaryota; Fungi; Ascomycota; Sordariomycetes; Glomerellales; Plectosphaerellaceae. Gene Ontology annotation, cellular component: mitochondrion. The record is from RefSeq and is a predicted model, not a curated record. Gene Ontology annotation, molecular function: leucine-tRNA ligase activity; aminoacyl-tRNA deacylase activity; ATP binding.